AUGAAGCGAAUCUGUAGCUUUCUCUUACCUCUUUCUUUAUGUACUGCGCAAUGUCCUAUUAAAGUUGCAAUCCAACAUUGUCAGUCUCGCGGGUAUCGAUACGAUACAGCAUAUGUACUGUACAUAUAUAUUACUCCAGUUUUCGACAUUAACGCCAUACCUUUUCGAUGUGGUACUUAUCCAUGGCCUCCGUUGCUGUCGAAAAGGUCACCAAAUAGUCAGCACCAAUAUCCCAAUCCCGAAACUUAUUUCAGUCUUAAAGGUCCCGCACGUACCAACUUCAAUGGCUUCCUGUUGCAUGUCUUCGCUCUAAGUUCCCGACCGGCUGUUAGUAAACACUCGAGAGGAAACAAGCGCUAUCGCAACUAUCUUUUCCUGAUG
Messenger RNA from Blastomyces gilchristii SLH14081, 381 nucleotides. RefSeq lists its product as uncharacterized. The coding region runs from base 113 to 313 and encodes 66 amino acids. The record is from RefSeq and is a predicted model, not a curated record. The transcript has a single exon. NCBI's taxonomy places the organism in Eukaryota, Fungi, Ascomycota, Eurotiomycetes, Onygenales, Ajellomycetaceae.